GAUUAAUACAAUCAUGGUGUUAGAAGCCUCAUUUGUACUCAUUGACAACUCAGAGUAUAUGAGAAAUGGUGAUAUCCUCCCAAAUAGAUUUCAAGCACAAGUCGACGGAGUAGGACUACUAGCUCAAGCAAAGAUGAAUAUGAAUCCAGAGAAUACCGUUGGUUUAAUGACAAUAGCUGGCUCCUCCCCUGAGGUUUUAGUGACGAGUACAGCUGAUGAUGCAAAGAUAAUAGCUUCGAUGCACGACGUUAAAAUAUCUGGAGAAUUGGAUUUCAUACACGGUCUGCAAGUCGCACAAUUAGCACUCAAACAUCGUCAAAAUAAAGUACAAAGACAACGUAUCGUCGCAUUCAUUGGUAGCCCUAUAAGUGAAGACUCAAAGGAACUUGAAAAGCUUGGUAAAAAGCUGAAAAAGAAUAACGUCGCCGUAGAUUUAGUAGUUUUUGGUGAGAUAGAUGAGAAUCAAGAAAAGUUGGAAAAGUUUAUACACACCCUUGGUGGCACUGAUAACAAUAGAAUACUCAUAGUUCCACCUGAGAAUAGAACAAUUUUGAGUGAUUACUUGAUUAACUCACCUAUCGUUAGAGGUACAGUUGACCCAGAGGAGAGUGGUCCAAGUAAUCCAGCACCAUCUGGCUUCGAAUUCGGUGUUGACCCAUCACUUGAUCCAGAAUUGGCUAUGGCAUUGCGUAUGUCCAUGGAGGAAGAACAAGCGAGACAGACGGCAGGUGAUCAAGGCGCUGAACAAAGCACCCAAAUGGAGGACAUAAAGGAAGAGAAAGAGAAGGAUGAGAAGGGCACUCAAGCUGAGAAAGACGUUGAGAUGUCAACAGCUGAUCAACCACAAUCAAAACAGGAAGAGGAUACAACAAUAGUAGAUGCAGACGAUGCAGAUGACGAAGAAGCUGAAAUACAAAAAGCAAUAGCAAUGUCAAUGCAAAACGAUAACCAAGAGCAGAAAUAAAAUACACAAUAAUAUCAUUUGAUGUUGCAUUUUGACC
Molecule: messenger RNA, 1001 nt
Organism: Wallemia mellicola CBS 633.66
Lineage: Eukaryota; Fungi; Basidiomycota; Wallemiomycetes; Wallemiales; Wallemiaceae
Exons: 2
Coding region: 14-964 (316 amino acids)
Biological process (GO): proteasome-mediated ubiquitin-dependent protein catabolic process
Cellular component (GO): proteasome regulatory particle, base subcomplex; nucleus; cytosol
Molecular function (GO): polyubiquitin modification-dependent protein binding
Source: RefSeq, a predicted model, not a curated record